Molecule: messenger RNA, 2998 nt
Organism: Mizuhopecten yessoensis (Yesso scallop)
Lineage: Eukaryota; Metazoa; Mollusca; Bivalvia; Pectinida; Pectinidae
Product: eukaryotic initiation factor 4A-III
Exons: 2
Coding region: 40-1251 (403 amino acids)
Cellular component (GO): nucleolus; catalytic step 2 spliceosome
Molecular function (GO): RNA helicase activity; ATP binding; mRNA binding
Source: RefSeq, a predicted model, not a curated record
UCAAACAUCUAAGUGAGUGGAAUAUCGACAAACGCAAUCAUGGCGGAAAGGGAAGAUAGACGCGUGGUUCCUGAUGAUAUCAUGAAAAACAUCGAAUUUGAGACAAGUGAAGAUGUUGAAGUCACACCAACGUUUGAUAACAUGGGUCUGAGAGAAGAACUUUUACGUGGAGUAUAUGCCUACGGGUUUGAGAAGCCGUCAGCCAUCCAGCAGAGAGCAAUAAAACCUAUUGUGAAAGGCCGAGAUGUGAUCGCUCAGGCUCAGUCGGGUACAGGAAAAACAGCAACGUUCUCCAUGUCUAUUCUGCAGUGUUUGGACACACAGUUACGGGAAACACAAGCCUUGGUGCUUUCUCCAACCAGAGAAUUGGCUGUCCAAAUUCAAAAGGUCAUCCUAGCCCUCGGAGAUUACAUGAAUGUCCAGUGUCAUUCAUGCAUCGGAGGAACAAAUGUCGGCGAAGACAUUAGGAAGCUCGAUUUCGGACAGCAUGUGGUAUCUGGGACACCAGGAAGAGUAUUUGAUAUGAUCAGAAGGAGGAAUCUUAGAACCCGAUCUAUCAAAAUGCUUAUCCUGGACGAAGCAGACGAAAUGCUGAAUAAAGGUUUCAAAGAACAGAUUUAUGAUGUAUACAGAUACCUUCCUCCUGCUACUCAAGUUCUGCUGAUCUCUGCUACAUUACCCCAUGAUAUUUUGGAGAUGACCAACAAAUUCAUGACGGAUCCUAUCCGCAUUCUAGUCAAGCGUGACGAGUUGACACUUGAGGGAAUCAAACAAUUCUUUGUUGCUGUUGAGAGAGAGGAAUGGAAAUUUGAUACUCUCUGUGAUCUGUAUGACACUCUCACCAUCACACAAGCUGUCAUUUUCUGCAACACUAAGAGGAAGGUUGACUGGUUGACUGAGAAGAUGAGGGAAGCCAAUUUUACAGUGUCAUCUAUGCACGGUGACAUGCGACAAGACGAAAGAGAUGCAAUCAUGAAAGAAUUCAGAUCGGGUGCAAGUCGAGUGCUGAUAAGUACAGACGUGUGGGCUAGAGGAAUUGAUGUCCAACAGGUAUCCCUGGUCAUCAAUUACGAUCUCCCAAACAACAGAGAAUUGUACAUCCACAGGAUUGGUCGUUCUGGAAGAUUUGGACGAAAGGGUGUGUCCAUCAACUUUGUGAAAAAUGAUGACAUCAGAAUUCUAAGAGACAUUGAGCAGUACUACUCGACACAGAUUGACGAGAUGCCUAUGAAUGUGGCAGAUUUAAUUUAACUUUCCAGAGACAAUCUCAGAAAGAACAUUGAAAUGAAAAAAUGUUUGGAUGGGUCUUUGUAAAUAUGAUGAAGUUCAACUUUUCAAAUGGUUUGCCAACCCCUAUUUGAUUUGACCCUGAAUGUGACUGGCUGCUAUUUUAGAUCAUUAUCCUAUCAAGGAUCAAUGAUCAUAAACUCAUUGUGAAUUUAGUUAUUGAGUUUAAAUAUUAAUGUCGACUUACAAUAUUUUUGUUUGCCUCUUGGGGAACUUUUUUAGUAUAACUUGUAUGCAUAAGAUUUGUGGAGGUGAAACUGACAGAAAUACCUCAGUUUCCACAUUGUCUAAUAUGUUUGUGUUUAAUCAUAUUGUAGAUACAUCUGUUUUUCUUUGCAUUAUAAAACAUAAGGGUUUUAACUUUAGUAAUACAGAAAUCAAUCAAAAAUCUGAUUGACACAAAUAGGAAAGGACUACGGCACUCUGUAAUAAGUUAAACGGGGCAGUUGGAGGUUUCAUUGUUAAAACAUUAUAAGAGGCAGGGUUUAAUGCAGAUCUGCUUAUCAUUCCUCACAUCGUUUAAGUUACUUUCUCUGAUAUGUGCAUUGAUGGUCAAAUCAGGGCAUAGGCGAGAUAUACCAAUCUGAAUGGCUUUAAGCUAAGUGAAUUUUGACCAAAUUUAGUCUGGAACAUCCUAUACCAAAGGGAACUCAAUGUUUUGGCAAAGGUGACUCAAUUUUGAGUGUGGGAAAAGAAAAUAGCGGAAAAAAUCCUUUAAAAUCUCGUCUUCCAUACCAAUGAAGGGGAUUUCAAGAAAAUUUGGCCAGGAGCAUCAUUGGGCUUAGGAAACUUAAUUUAUGUAUAUAUGGCCCACAGAGGGGCAGAACCUAAUGGAAGAUGUUAUGUUGUAUUAAUUUAUGGAGAUCCCCAACCUAUAUCCAUGUAUACCCAUACUCAACAUAAUUAGAGAAAUGCAUUCAUGCUACCAGAACUAGCCUGAGGGUCUUCUCCCAUUUGAGAGGUUGGCUUUGAUAGAGAUAUUAGGUCAUAACUUGUAAGCGGUCAUUAUCUUUACUCUUAAACCAAAUGUAUGAUUGCUAGAUGUGUAGAGGCGAAGACAUUCAUGUUACCAUAUAUAUAUAUAUAGCUAAGAUUGGCACAGAGGUCCAGACCCGACCCUAGGGACUAACUCGUGGAAACAGUUGAGAUCUCCACCAUAUGCAAAAUUGCUGGGCGUGAAUUGGAAGAAUAAAAUCAUGUCCUUGGUGUCUUGCCUACCUACAGGGGUUAGGUCCUUCUUGUAGGUUGUAUUUAUAGUACACCGUUGAUAAACUGGUAUGGUAUUCAGCACUAUAAGACUCCUUGGUCUCUUGUUUAAUGGCCUAUCGGGCCUCUGAAAAAUUGCCCCCAACCCUCGUAAAAACAAUCAUUCAGAAGAAAAAUUGAUAUACAUCAUAUUUUUACCAAACAGUUUUUCUGAGAAAGGGUGUGGAUGAGGAACCUUGGUACGCAUUUCAGAUUAAAAACUGUUGAAAAUGAUUAGAUGCAAAUUAUUUUCUACUUUAAUUGUAUCAUCAGUAACAAGUACAAAAACAAUGGUACAUCACAUUCAAUAGCAGCUAAUUUUUCUUAUAAAAUAUUUAGCGUAGAACAUCAAACAUCGGUGUAUUAUAUACAAAGUGUAUUUUUUAGCUAAGAAUCAUGUUCAUUUAUUUUAUGUGUCUCAUUUGUUCACAGCGCUGUUUUAUUAUUAAACACCAUUGACUCGCUA